CUUUGUGACCCGUGGGGAUAAAGGUGUUGGCGGCAACGCGGCCACGCCACCGUGCUCGGAGCGGGCGACUGGGCAGGACGGGACAGAGCGGUGCUGUGAGGAGCCUCCUCGCAGCCAACUCCUUUCUCGUCGACCAGGAGCGUUUUCGAGAGUUCUUUUGUGAUCAUCUUCCCUCGAGGCCACAGCACAGGAGUUGGGGACCCGGAGUAUUUCUGAGGUGACCCCACUCCCUGUGGGAGUGGCCCUCGAGGCCAGGCCACGGGCCUUGGUGACCCGGAGCUUUUCCGAGGAGUCACCAGUGGCUGUGGCAGCGGCCCUUGAGGCCAUUUUGUCAGACUUUGCCACCAGGGGCUGUUCCAAGUCAUCAGCAGCCCCUGUGGCAGUGGCCCUUGAGGCCAUUGGUUGAGACUUUGCCACCAGGGGCUUUUCCAAGCCAGUCCCUGUGGCAGGAGCCCCGCAGGCCAUUGUGUCACACUUGGCCGCCAGGGGUUUUUUCCAGGUUUCUCCCCCGCAGGUGCCCUCAACACCAGACUGUGCCAUGGCGGGGGGAUGCUUCGGCCUGUGCCGGCUGCUCCGGAGGAACAGGAAGAACAGGAGAGGCCCUGGAGCUGGCCCAGCACAGGAACCAGAGGAGGAGGUGCAGCACUUCCAGCCACUGCAGCAGGAUCCAGGCCGGGACCGCCCAGAAGAGCAGGACCGCGCCCGUGGCCGCUUGCGCAGGGCAGUUCAGAGGUUGCUGAAAUUCAUGGGUGUUCGGCGCAGAACAGCCACGACCGCACCGCCCGAGCUCCCGGCACAGCCUGACACCAGCGCAGCCGAGCUCGAGGUGGAGCCAGAUGUCAGCACUGCACCGAGUGACUGUGCAGCCAGCGGUGACAUGGCACCGAUGGAUGGCACAGCAACCUGUGACACCGCGCUGCCUGACACCACCACAAGCUCUGACACGGCACCAACUGAUGUCGGGGCCAAGGCUGAUGACACGACUGAGGGCACCGCAGAAACUGACUGCCUGCCCAUGGACAGUGUGACUGAUGCUCCCAGUCUGGGGGUUUUGGAGCAGAAAACCGUCUCCAGUGCAAAUGAAGUGCCGGCCAGUGUCAGCCCCAUCCACCAGUGGCUCACGUGCCAGGAGUCUCCAGAGGUCAGGCCGCCCAUUGCCAUCCGCAGGCUGGCCCACGCACACCCUGGGCACGUGGUGAUGACUCUCCUGCACUGUGCCCCAGCGUGUGACAGAGCUGCUGCAAUCCUGUGGAGGACCAUCGCCUCCUCGGCCACCACAGCGCACAAGGUGCUGCCAACGCUGCUCGGGGUGAUGGAGGACUGGCCACUGCACAGCGUGUCCACCUCCAACGGGGACCACAUGGACGUCUUUGCCCUGGCUGCAACCCUGGCCCUGUGGCUGAUGGUCCAGGAGCCCCAGUGCCAAGAUGCACUCUUCGUUUAUGCCCCUCGUCUCCUCCUGGCUCUGCUCUGCCAAGUUUCAAUGAGCACUGAGCAGAUGUCACAGGAGGUCAGCACCUUCUGGAGGGGAUGCCAGGAGCUACACGGCCUUCCCACCCACCCCAACAGCUUUGUGGUGCAGACCAUCCGGGCCCUGCUCUGCCGGCUGCAGUGGGACCAGGAGCUGGUGUCAGUGGAGCGCAAGCGUGGCUGGGACGCGCUCCUCUCUGCUGACACCCACCACUACGCGGUGGGGCUGCUGGCCAGGGAGAUGCGCCACGUGUUGGUCCCCUCCUAUGGCCCGCUGGCAAGGCACCUGCUGGGGCUGCUCAGCAGGGAGGGGCCCCGCUGGGAGCUGCCUGCCCUGGCCUUCCUUGUCGAGGUCCUCAACUAUUUGGACGUGAGCGCAGGUGAUGACAGUGUCCUGCAGAUCCUGGCAAGGCACCUGCAGAGCCAGUGCCCAGAGAGGCGGCGCCUGGCUCUGCGAGGGCUCCUGGUGCUCAGCGGGGAUCCCUCCAUGGUCAAAAGCAUCUGCAGCCUGUCUGAGCACCUCCUGGAGUUGCUGCGUGAUGGAGAUGGAGAGCUGGUCAGGAUGACCCUCUCCGUGUUCCUGAAUGUGCUCCAGGAUGGAGACAACACUGACGGGUUCAGCUCCACUGCCCCGAGGCUGGUUGAGGCGCUCCGGCCAGUCUUUGACAACGACAACAGCCACGUGCAGCUGCUCUCUAUUCGCCUCUUCCGAGAGGUGAUGGAGGUGCUGGCGGAAGAGGGAACAGAGCCCUGGGAGAUGCAGGUGCGCCAGAGCCUGGUCCCACUGUUCUUCCGCUGGCACGACGAGAACCAGCGCGUGGCAGAGGCCGCUCGGGAAGCACUGCUCUGGGCUACAAGCUUCCUCAAGAGGAAGGACCUGGAGCAGCUGCUGAAGACAGAGCAGCCCUUCAGGUUCUGUGACUGCCUGAUGGAAAAGGACAGGAGCCGAAGGGGCGAGCACCUGCAGCAGGCCCUGCCCUACCUGCAGAGCCCACAGGAGCCCCUGCGAGAGGCGGCCGUCAGGUUCAUGGGUGAGCCCCAAGGCCGCGGUCCCUCCCCGCCCCGCUGCAGCUCGGCCCCAGCCCCGGCUGCUGCAGCGGCAGCAGGAUGGGCCCAGGGAUGUGCUGGGGAGCCCCGAGUGCCCUGGCGGCUGCUGCCGCCCUCUGCCAGCCCAGCCCCGGGGCCUCCCCAUGCGGAGCCCCUGGGCCCUGACAGCCUCUGUGUUCCCAGGGCUCGCCGGCUGGCACAUGAGGGAGUGGCAGCAAGACCUGUGGCCCAUCCUCAAGGGCCUUACAGCCAUGAGUGACGACGACUGCCCCUCCGUCUCCAACAUCAGAACUCAACUCGUGGACACUUACAGCCGUGCCAGGAGACGACCAAUGUCCCUGCAACAGCCCCGCAACAGCCCAGGGACCACUUCUCAGCGCGGCU
Molecule: messenger RNA, 2901 nt
Organism: Pseudopipra pipra
Lineage: Eukaryota; Metazoa; Chordata; Aves; Passeriformes; Pipridae
Product: maestro heat-like repeat-containing protein family member 6
Exons: 14
Coding region: 539-2776 (745 amino acids)
Cellular component (GO): cytoplasm
Source: RefSeq, a predicted model, not a curated record